Molecule: messenger RNA, 330 nt
Organism: Paramecium tetraurelia
Lineage: Eukaryota; Ciliophora; Oligohymenophorea; Peniculida; Parameciidae
Exons: 3
Source: RefSeq, a predicted model, not a curated record
AUGAAUUAAGCUAACCUCAUUUAGUGUUAAGUUUUAGAUCCUUAAUUGAAACCUCUUCUGAGGGAAAAUAACGACACUCCUUUCUAAAGGAAGUCGUUACUCAUCAAAUUUAAUUCUGCAAAAAUCUGUCAAGUUGUUAUUAAAUUAAAUCAGAAACCUAGAAAUAUUGUAGCUACUUUAACUAAUCUCUAGAACUAAUCAUCCAAAACCAAUUAGUUAGGCUGUAUAAUUUCACUACUUUACUAACGAGAAUAAAAAAGUCAUUUAUAAUAGCUCGAUUAACACGAAUUAGUUCUACACUGGUCUUCAAAUUAAGAUAGAACAGGAUGA